AUGUCAGAUAUCUUACCAAUUUCCUGCGUCUCCUGCCGGAGAAGAAAGAUCAAAUGUAACAAGAAGAAACCCUGUGACCAAUGUAUAAAGAGGCAGUUGGUAUGUGAUUUCCCUGCCACUUUUAGAAAUAUAAAAAUCACUGAGGAUGAUUUCAUCGAUGAUAAUAGCCAAGAACGCGAUGCUGCUGCUGCUGCUGUCAACAUUCAGCCACCAGAACAUCAACAGCUAUACAUUGAAGCACCAGCUUCAACACAUCCUCUGCAUCAACAAUAUCAGCAUGCUCUCCAACAUCAACAUCAACAUCAACAACAAAUGCAGCAUCAACAACAGCUUCAAAAUAACCAAUAUCCACUACAACAACAACAACAGAACCAGCUAUAUCAACAACAUCUACACAAUCAGCAGUUGCAAGAGAAUCUAAAGCACCAAGCCGCAGUCAGUGCCGCUGCUGAAAGCCAAUUGCAAAAUAGGAGGCUACCGCCAUUGCCAUUGCAAGGAACACUGUCGGCAAGCUCUAGUGAAAGUACUAGCUCUACCUCAGUGCUAUCGACGCGUACAGACAAGACCUCCACAUCCACUGCAGCGGGAUCUGACUCAAGCAGCACGAAAGUUGGAGACAGCACAGUGUCGCCGGACUCAAAGCUGGAUUCGAGUUCCAAUGCCGUUUCCAAUUCUUCAGAAGGGUGCUCAGACUCGUCUUUAGGCACACCAAACCUGGGCAUGUUGCCCAUAAGUCAUCCCAUCUCUUCGUUUGCCCCAGCUACUGUUGGAAACCAGAGCCAAGACAAUUUUGAAAUAUUGAAGGAGAAUUUUGACAUGAUGAGAGCUGCAAACUCACAGUUGUUGGAUCAGAAUAGAGAAUUGACUCAAAGGCUAGAAGAGAUUAUGCAAAAGAUUACAGUUUCAGAUAACGACAGCAACAAUCAAUCAAUGAAGUCGCAAUCUGUUUCUUCAAACCCGGGAAGCAACUCUAGCGGAAGCAACAAGCGUGAACGGACUUCGGAUUCCUCGUCGGAGGAUUUGCCAUACAAGAAGGAAAAAGUUGGAUUCUUUGGCCAUUCAAAGGCAAGUUUUCCCAAUGACUCAGCGAGUGCUAAUCAAGGAAUGUACUCUACAAACGUGCCCAAUGGAGACGCCCAGCCAAAGGAAUCGUCGAGCACAUCGUCGGGCGGAAGCAGUGGCGACGAAGUUGGACAGCAAAUCUCUUCCGAAGCCCAGCCAUUGGCUCGCGAGCAAAAGAAUGCUCAGCAGCAAAGGAAAUUGCACAAGUUGAAGCAACGCAAUAGGUCAUUGUCUCAUGGGGACCACAAUGCCAAUGACUGGGAGAAGGAAAUCGAUACAUACCAUACUCAAGAGUCAAUCAAGUCGAAUAGAAUGGCUGAGAGGAGCAGCAAGAAAAAGAGACUCCCCAUUUUGCCAUCCUACUUGUUGAAAUACGAAGACCCCGAUAUCAGCACCGAUUCAGAUACAAUUCAAGAUGUAUUAAAACUCAAUUUUGAAGUCAUUGUGACUUUAGUUCAAAACUUUUUUGAUAGAAACCCAUACUAUCGAACGUUUAUUUCUGCAAAUCAGGUGUUUGGAUUUUUGAAGAAUUAUGAGCUCAUAAGCGAUCGAGAUUGGGAUAAUGAUGAUGAUUUGCUUUUGUUAUACAUGAUUUUGAGUUUGUCCAUUCAGAGGCUCAGUCCCAAGGACUUUGUUGAUUUGAACUUGUUACCUGCCGGAUCAAUCAACACCUGCACAAAGUACAGGAAGUUCCUCACUCGUAAUGUCUUGCACAAGAAUUUUGAAAGGUUGAGGAAUGGAUUGAUCAAUGAGUCCUUGAUGUCGAUUCAAGCUUACAUCUUGUGCACCGAGUGGUUUUUUUUGGAACAAAAAUACGAACAGUGUUGGACAAUGAUGUUCCAUGCUUGCUCUAUUUCAUAUUCCAUUGGUUUGCACAUUAUGGGUAACUACAAGUUGCUGGAUGCAAGGACAAGCAAGCAGCAAUUCAACUUGAUCAGUGCCACGGCCGAAGAUUCAGAUGUGAGCGAUAAGAAGGAGACCAUGUCAGGGUCCGAGGAAGAUGACAAGACGCGAGACGAAGAGCUGGACAUCACCAGAUCCAAGUUGUGGUUUGCCCUCAAGUAUUAUGUCUCGGUUGUUUGCUCUAUUUUUGGAAGGCCAAACCCAGUUUCUGUUCAAGUUGGUAUCAAUGGUUCAAACAGUAGCCUUGGUUCUGAGAUUCCAGAUAAGCUGGCUCACAUUUUGUUGAAAGUAGGUGUUAGUGAGUCGUUGCGAUUAUCCAACUUGAUGUUGAUUGAAAACUUUAUGAUUGAUUUCACCCUUCCCGACUUGCUCAAUUUGUCCAAAAAAUUUGACAAGGAGAUCAAAUUCCUCGAGGUCGCCUAUGAAGAUGAAACCUUGGGUGCCAAUAGCGGAGACGAAGAAGAUGUGUCCAGUAAUGAAGUUGACUAUUUGACUCGCGACGAAUAUACUGGUCAGCCGGCUAGGAUCUCGAGUUUGGAGUUGUUAUCCGAUAUUAUCGUUGUCUACAUCAACAAUGCCAAACUUUACGAACCUUUUAUCAGCAAGUUGGAGAAUGUCGAAGGCUAUGAUCAAGUUCUUAAGAACCAAGUCAACUCGGUGUCAAAGUUUUUGGUGCUUUUGAAUGUGUUUGUGGAAAAGUUUUUAAAGCAUUACGUUAGUGAGAACUUAAGGGACGUUGCAACCAGUGGUAGCGGCAACAACGUCGCUCCAUCGAGCGAAGAUGAUAGCAGAUCAAGCAGCAGCAGCAGCGGUCAUAGUGGUGGGGUUGGUGGUCAGCAGGCAUUAAACUAUGGUCCUGUCAAGUUUGGCAAGUUGUUCAAGACGUAUUUCCCAUUUGUCAACUCCUUCAUUUGUCAAGGAAUCAUUGUUGUGUUUACUUUGUUGCAUUACAAGUCCAAGGAAUUCGUUGCCAACGACAAAAACUCAAUAAUCAAUAAUGAGUUUUUGGGUUUGAUUGAAGAAAACUUGAACUCAUUGUUGAACUUUGAGCUGCGGUUAUCUACAAAGUACAUCACCACUUCAAGGAUGUGGUCGUCUAACAUGGUGUAUUUGAUCAAUCGCGUGUUGAACCUUAUCAAGUUGUUGUAUGAAAAGCAAGAAGAUGAUUCACUAGGCGAGGAACUCAAGGCCCGCAAGGAUGACAAGUCGUCGUCGUCAACAUCCAAGUCGAACGACUCUUCACCAGAUAACGUUCAGAUGAACUUGCCCAUUACCACCGCUAGAGGUAAUCUAUCCUAUUUACUCAACACCAAUCCGUUUGGCGAUCCAUCGCAGUUUGAAUACCUCAAUGGUUUCCAUUUGAAUGAUCCGUUUUGGCUAACCGUUCCCGAUAACUUGCCUUAUUAUUUGGGUUCGCCACCACCAGCCGAUGACAUCAGCAGGCAACAAAAUCGCUCGAUAGCAGGCUUCAAGUAUAAUCCAAAUCCUCAGUUGAAGCUGGAUUCAAGCAUUGCGACAAGCUCUUCGGGAGGUAGCAGUGCAAGUGCCAAUGAUGCAGCAGCGGCGGCAGCGUCUGUUGCUAACAAUGCUGCUGGCCAAGGUCCAAUGUUGUCGCAACAGCAGCCAGAUAUGUUUGAAUUGGGCACGCAGUACUCCAAUUGGAACGAUCCUUCGAUGAGGCAGCAAACUCCAACAACUUCAAACACUCCGAAUCUUGGAGUCUCGCCUUCAUUGAGCAACACGCGCAAGAGUGGAGGAACUUUGUCGAGUGGAUUACCUCCUCCAAUUAUACAACAGCCACCUCCUCCACUUAGCACUCGUCAUAGUCAUAGCCAUAGUCAUGGUCACGGCCACAGUCAUGGUCAUGCUCAUGGACACGGCCACAGCCAUCAUCGUCACCAGCAACCACAACCGCAACAACCAUUGCCUUCGUUGCCUUCGCUUCUGGCGACCCAGGCAGCACAACAACCUCCGCCGCCACAAUUGACAAGCUUCAUGGGAGGCGGGUACAUGUUCCCACAACAAAUUGGAUAUAGCCCAAGUCAAUAUCAAAGCACAAUUGACGAACAACAACAGCCACCACCAUCACAACAACCUUACAGCUUUAGCAAACCGCCCACCUCUAGCGGCAACAAAAUGGAGGAAUGA
Lodderomyces beijingensis is the source of this 4113-nucleotide messenger RNA. The record is from the annotation of a GenBank genome assembly. Lineage: Eukaryota; Fungi; Ascomycota; Pichiomycetes; Serinales; Debaryomycetaceae.